Lathyrus sativus (Indian pea) is the source of this 2319-nucleotide messenger RNA. Lineage: Eukaryota; Viridiplantae; Streptophyta; Magnoliopsida; Fabales; Fabaceae. The record is from the annotation of a GenBank genome assembly.
AUGGCAGAAGAUUCCCAACAAGAAGAGCACUUCGACGUUCUCACCAAAGACGGUGUCAAAACGGGAAUUACCAAACCCAGAGGACAAGUUCAUCGCGAUGGAGAUUACCAUCGCGCCGUUCACGUUUGGAUUUUCGCCGAGAGCACACAUCAGUUACUUCUCCAACGCCGUGCUUCUUGCAAAGAUUCGUGGCCUAAUCUUUGGGACAUUUCCAGCGCCGGUCACAUCUCUGCCGGUGAUUCCUCUCUCGUCACUGCUAGGAGGGAGCUGGAAGAAGAGUUAGGUAUAACCCUUCCCAAGGAUGCAUUCGAAUUGAUAUUUGUUUUCCUACAAGAGUGUGUUACAAAUGAUGGAAAGUUCAUCAAUAACGAAUAUAAUGACGUGUUUCUGGUAACUAUUAUAGAUCCAAUACCUUUGGAAGCUCUUACACUUCAGGAAACUGAAGUUUCUGCUGUUAAAUAUAUCGCUUAUGACGAGUAUAAAAGGUUGCUGGCCAAAGAAGAUUCAGACUAUGUCCCUUAUGAUGUUCAUGGACAAUAUGGUCAACUAUUUGAUUUAAUUGAGAAGAGGUACAAAGAGAAUACCGAAGCACGCAGUUUGACUUUACAAAAGCAAUUAAGUCGCUAUGCUCCUGUUUCUCUCAAUGUAGAGUUGACAGGACUUACAGAUUCAGACAAAGAGGCUCUUCUUUUUAUUGUCAAGGCUGCAAGUGUUAUGGAUGAAAUUUUUUCUCUGCAGUCGUGGUACAGUAAUCCAGCUCUUAGAGAAUGGUUGAAGGAACAAGCAGAUACGUCAGAGUUAAAUAAGUUGAAAUGGUCCUAUUAUCAGAUAAACAAGAGUCCAUGGUCUUGCCUUGAUGAUGAUGAGGCAUUUUUGACAACUGCAGAUUCAGCAAUAAGGCUGCUCUCUAAAGCAGCUAGGACAGUUAGAGAGUGGAAGGGUCUGGAAUACAGAGCAGCAUUCCCAAUCCUUAAACCUGCCGGUGCUAAUUUCUACCCCCCUGACAUGGACAAAAUGGAGUUCAAUUUAUGGAAUGACAGUCUAGCAAAGGAUCAACAGACAGAGGCAGCAAGCUUUUUCACUGUUAUUAAAAGGCACAGUGAGUUUAUUUUAGAUUCUGGUCUGUCCAAUGAUAAAGUAGCUUCUUCUAAGGAUCUGUACAUAGUUCCUUAUUCUCAAGAAUACAAGUCUCUUCUUGUAAAAGCUGCUAAAUUAUUGCAUAAAGCUGGAGACAUUACUAACUCAACAAGUUUGAAGAAGCUGCUACAUAGCAAGGCUGAUGCUUUCCUUUCAAAUGAUUAUUAUGAGUCUGACAUAGCCUGGAUGGAAUUGGACUCUAAGUUGGAUAUCACAAUCGGGCCAUAUGAAACUUACGAAGACAAACUUUUUGGAUAUAAGGCUACCUUUGAAGCAUAUAUUGGAAUCAGAGACGAUGAGGCAACAGCUCAAUUGAAACUUUUUGGUGAUAAUCUGCAGCUUCUGGAGCAAAAUCUUCCAAUGGAUAAUGCAUACAAAUCAAAAUAUGUGAGCGCAGCACCUAUUCGUGUCAUCCAACUUCUAUAUAAUUCAGGGGAUGUCAAGGGACCACAAACUCUUGCUUUCAAUCUGCCAAAUGAUGAGCGCAUUGUAAAAGACAGGGGAACAUCGAUGGUCAUGCUUAAGAAUGUUUCAGAGGCUAAGUUCAAUCAUAUUCUUUUACCUAUAGCCAGUGCCUGUGUUGCCGAGGAACAACAAGAACUUGUAGAUUUUGAAUCGUUUUUUACUCAUACAAUUUGCCAUGAAUGCUGCCAUGGAAUUGGACCUCACACAAUAACACUUCCAAAUGGUAAAGAGUCGACUGUGAGACUGGAAUUGCAAGAAUUUAACUCAGCUCUGGAAGAAGCAAAAGCUGAUAUAGUUGGCCUCUGGGCAUUGAGGUUCUUAAUCUCCCAGGACAUGCUUUCCGAAAGCUUAUUGAAGUCCAUGUAUGUUUCUUUUCUUGCUGGAUGCUUUCGCUCUGUACGAUUUGGCUUAGAGGAAGCUCACGGAAAAGGACAAGCAUUGCAGUUCAACUGGCUAUAUGAGAAAGGAGCAUUUGUCUUGCAUUCUGAAGAUACAUUUUCUGUUGAUUUUUCCAAGAUUGAAGGUGCAGUUGAAGGCCUGAGCAGGGAGAUACUCACCAUACAAGCCCAAGGUGAUAAAGAGGCUGCUGGCUUGUUUCUUAAGAAAUAUGGUGUGAUGACAGAACCAUUGGAAGUUGCUCUGGAAAAGUUAGAGAAUAUUCAGGUACCUGUUGAUGUGUCUCUUACCUUCCCCGUUGCUGACAAAAUAUUGCAAUGA